AUGGCCGCAGAUCAUGGAUUGACAAAUAAUGACCUAGAAUUCAAUUCUCCAGAUCGCUUUACUCAGGCAGGAACCGAAAGGAAGAGGGCGAGAAAGGCUUGUCGGAUCUGCCAUUCGCAUAAGGCAAGAUGCAGUGGCACAACGCCGAAUUGUAGGAGGUGUGAACAGAGAGGAUACAUAUGUGAAUAUGAAUCUACAAGUAGAGGGGCAAGGAGGAGUGUGCCCAGACAUCCACCACCUGGAACAAGCCAAAAUGGCGAUAGUCCUGGAGCUGUGGUAAAUGCUGCCUCUGCUGGAGGAAGUCCGAUGGAGGUUGGAGAUGGAACAGAUGGCUUAGUGGAUCUUGGAAUCUCAAAAGCUACUACAAAGCGGUACAUAGAUGCGUAUUUUGAAUUUGUCUCUUCGACGCCUGGCAAAGGUUUCAUUCAUCGAGCCACAUUUCUAAGAAAUUGGAAUAAUGGUGCUGUAAAUCCAGCUUUAGUCAAAGCCAUGUGCGCUUCAUCAAUAGCGUUUGUCUCAAGAGAUGACGAAAGUCGUGCUGCAGCUCAGAAAUGGAUGAAUGAAGCGGAAAAUUACGUUUGGCAAAGUUUAAGCAGACCUUCUGCCGUGUUGGUGGAAGUUCUUCUUGUGAUUGUCUUUUAUAGAUUUGAACAUCGAGAAUAUUUCAAAUCACAAGCACUUACCGCUGUAGCAGCAAAAAUGGCAUUCGUAUUGGGGCUGAAUUAUGAAAAUAAUGGCCUGUCAACUUUGGUGAGAGAAUGCAGGAGGAGGUUGAUGUGGUCAAUUUUCCAUGUCGAUAGACUUUCUGCUGGAGGAUUUCCGGAAUUACUGGUUUGUCCUUCGCAUUCGAUGCACAUUCAAUUACCUUGUAGUGAAAAAGAUUUCGAUCUUGGUAUACCGGGAGAGACUGCUCCUUUGAUACCGUCUAGAACGAAUGAGUCUAAAUCUAUGCACUUGGGUUUGAGGUCAUUUUAUUUUCGAAUAUCUGACAUAAGGCAUCGCAUCCUAGAGUACACGAGGAAUGUGAUACGGGACAAAUCAAAUCCAUACGAUUCGCGAGACAUGUUACAGAAAUUAGAGGCUGGAUUGGAGCAACUUCGUUCUUCACUACCGGCAAACCUUCAAUAUAACGAAGAUAAUCUCUUCCUCCGAGCAUACUCACCACAACUAACGAGAUUCGUUAUGUUUCAUGUUUUAUGGCAACAGUGUCAUACUGAUCUUUACCGAUUCAUGUUUCCGGGAACCAAAGACUCGAUAUCUGAUACAAUAUUGGAAAAUACUCCUCAGGAAUACGUGCAGUAUUGUCAAAAGAAAGCGUUCGAACAUGCUGUUAUAACAUUGGACAUUUGCCACACAGUACAAAGUAUCGGGCAUACAUUGAUUAGUGAUACAGGAAUUGCAACAUGUGUAUAUCAAUGCAGUAAUAUAAUCAUAAGGACGGCAGAUAUUGUGGGAUUUUCGAGCGAAGAUGAGAGAUCUAGGAUAAUGGGUCGGUUGGAGAAAGUUACCGAUAUCUUAGAAGGGUUGAGGGAGGUCAACACUCAUGUCGAUGAUAUUUAUCGCAACGUCAAAGAAAUCCUUCACCCCUUCAAAACCUCUCAAACCCGCCGACUCUUCGCCACACCGUCUCUUAGAGUCUCUGCGCCUUCUCUCUUCACCUCUGGUGUAACACCAGGUCCUCUCUCUUUGGACCAUGUUAACUACACAAAUGGUGACAGCACACUACCAAAUCACAAUUCCCUCAAUCUCAACACGACAGGCGUCCUCUCGCCCACAACUGAAAGCGCUACAACGUUGGGUCUGCUAGAGAUUGGAAAUACAAAUGAUCACUAUGCAGAUUGGAAUUCUGGCAACACAGAUGAUGGUGGCCAAUGGAUCAAUGGAAUAGACUUUGGCCCGACAGGAGUGGGGAGUGGGAUUGGGAUGGGCACAGACAUGGUUGGAAAUUUCGGGGCCAUGUUUGACCCAUUUUGGGGAAUUCAUGAUACGGGUCGGAAUGGGAACGGAACAGAUCAAAGUGGUAAUAAUAUGUGA
This is a messenger RNA of Botrytis byssoidea, 2034 nucleotides long. RefSeq lists its product as uncharacterized. Gene Ontology annotation, molecular function: DNA binding; DNA-binding transcription factor activity, RNA polymerase II-specific; zinc ion binding. Gene Ontology annotation, cellular component: nucleus. The coding region runs from base 1 to 2034 and encodes 677 amino acids. The transcript has 4 exons. Gene Ontology annotation, biological process: DNA-templated transcription; regulation of DNA-templated transcription. NCBI's taxonomy places the organism in Eukaryota, Fungi, Ascomycota, Leotiomycetes, Helotiales, Sclerotiniaceae. The record is from RefSeq and is a predicted model, not a curated record.